Molecule: messenger RNA, 3091 nt
Organism: Apis laboriosa (Himalayan honeybee)
Lineage: Eukaryota; Metazoa; Arthropoda; Insecta; Hymenoptera; Apidae
Product: IWS1-like protein
Exons: 8
Coding region: 275-2944 (889 amino acids)
Biological process (GO): poly(A)+ mRNA export from nucleus
Cellular component (GO): nucleus
Source: RefSeq, a predicted model, not a curated record
CGUGUAUAUAAUUUUAUAUACUUAACCUAACAAAAUAAGUUCAAACUAAAGUAGCCAGUUAUAAUAUAUCACAAAAAGUUUUUUUAUUUCUUAAGUUAUUUUAACGUAAAUGUAUUUCUUGAAUAUGUUUAUCAAUUUUGAUUUAUUAUUAAAAACAAGAAGAUAUUUUAUAAUUUAGCAGGACCUUGAUGAAAUUCGUGUAUUAUUAUUUUAGAAAAAGAAGUAUCUAGUAAUUAUUUUUAACAAUUACAAUUGUAUUUUAUAAAUAAGUGCAAUGAAUCGUGAAGAGAGAAGUGAAUCAGAAGAAGAACAUGAGAAAUCUAGAAGCUCAUCAGUGGAUUCUCAAAGAUCUAUUAAAAGUAGAUCAAAGUCAAAUUCUAUCAGUCCUUCUCCAAGAUCUAAUCAUUCAUCACCUGUACAAGCAAGGUCACCAGCUUCUGUGCUAUCUAAUGCCAAUUCUCGAAAAUCAUAUUCUAGAUCACCUUCCCGUUCACCUUCAAGAAAUCGAUCAAUAUCACCUUCUUCUAUCAAAAAUCAAAGAUCAUCAAGAUCUAGUUCAAAAUCUGAUGGUAGAAAAAGUAGUUCAAGAUCACCUUCUAGAUCUCCAUCACCAGAAAUAGAUGGAAAAAUUAUUCAAAAUGAAUCACAAUCACCUGGUGGUUCACCAUGUUCAAGAAGAUCACGAUCAAGAAGUUCUUCAGAAUCUAGAAAAAGUUUUAAUUUAGCAUCUCGAGAAAAUUCACGAUCUAGAUCCAGAUCUACUUCAACUAAACGAAGUAAUCCUCCAUCUAAAUGUUCUUCCCCAAAAGUGAAUUCUCGUUCCUGUUCUAGAUCUCCUUCAUCAUUUAAACCACACUCCCGAUCAAAUUCUCACUCUCCUUCUGUAUCACCAAAAAUAACUGUUAGGUCUCGUUCGCGAUCAAAAUCUCCAGAAAUUCUAUCUCGAUCGCCAUCGAAUAGUCCAAGUCGAAAAUCACAUAGUAGGUCCAGAUCUCCUUUAGAUGAAAAAAAAAUAUCACUUUCUUCAUCAUUGGAAGAAAAACAUUCACCAUCACCUAUUAGAAAUUCUCGAUCGCAUUCGAGAUCAAAAUCUCAAUCAAUAGAUAGAUCAAGAAGAAAUUCUCCUAAUUUAGACAAUAAUAUACAUUUGAAAUCUCUUUCGAGAUCUCCUGAUGGUAAACAUAAAUCUCGAUCUCGAUCUCGAUCUCGAUCUCGUUCUCGAUCUCGUUCUCGUUCUCGUUCUCGAUCUCGUUCUCGAUCAAAAUCAGUUUCUGGAUCAAGAAAACAAUCACCUAAUAUAUCCCAAAAAGGAUCCUUAUCUAGAUCACCUUCAGCGGAGCAUAAAAUAAUACAUUUAAGCACACCAUCAAAAUCGAGACAUACAUCAAAAUCUAAAUCACGUUCAAGAUCUGGUUCAAGAAAAUCAAGAUCUGGUUCAAGAAAAUCAAGAUCUGUAUCUGGAUCACGUAAAGGAUCACAUUCUCCUAAUUCCAGGAAAAGUUCUCGUUCGCGAUCAAGAUCUAGUUCUAGAUCAUCUAAAUCCCGAUCUCAAUCUCGUUCCAGUUCAAAAAUAUCUCGCUCUAGAUCACGUUCCGGAUCGCGAUCAAAAUCAAGAUCGCUUUCAGGUUCGCCAUCUAGAUCACAUUCAAGGUCACGUUCACCUUCGCGUUCACGAUCAAGAUCAAUUUCAGUUGCUGGAUCUAGACGUUCAUCACGAUCCAAAUCAAGAUCGAGAUCUCGUUCAGCAUCAAAAUCCAAAAGAUCAAGAAGUCGUAGUGAAGAUUCUGAAGAUGCUAUUAGAAAAAGAAAAAGAGUCCUAUCCGAUUCUGAAGAAGAAGAUGGCGUUAAAGCAACAAAAAAAACAAAACAUGAAAUAACAGAUUCAGAAAAUGAAGUAGAUGAUGUAACAAAAGUGAAAAAAGCUGAAGAUGAACAAGAGGAAGAAGGUGAAGAAACAGAAAACAAACAAUUUCAAGAUGUUAUAGCUAAUGAACAACAAGAAAAUGAAGAUUCCGAUGAUGGAGUAAUGGUAGAUGGUGGAAUGAGUAGCAGAUAUUUAGAUGAUUCAUUAUCAGAUUUUGAUCGCAUGAUGGCUCGUAAAAAAGAAGAACAAUCACGACGUCGCAAAAGAAAAGAUAUUGAUAUAAUUAAUGAUAAUGAUGACAUCAUAGCUCAAUUGUUAUCUGAUAUGAAAUCUGCAUCAGAAGAAGAUAGAAAAUUAAACCAACAAAAUAAACCAGCUACUAAUAAAAUAGCAAUGUUACCAAAAGUAUUAUCACAACUUAAAAAACAUGAUCUUCAAUUGGCUUUUUUGGAACACAAUGUCUUAUCUGUUUUAACUGAUUGGUUGGCACCUAUGCCUGAUCGUUCUUUACCAUCUUUGAAAAUUCGAGAUAGUCUCUUGAAACUUUUGUGGGAAUUUCCACGAAUUGAUCAAGCUUCUUUAAAACAAUCUGGUAUUGGUAAAGCUGUAAUGUAUCUUUAUAAGCAUCCUAAAGAAACUAAAGAAAAUAAAGAACGUGCAGGAAAAUUAAUUAAUGAAUGGGCACGUCCAAUAUUUAAUUUAUCUGCAGACUUUAAAGCCUUAUCAAAAGAAGAAAGAAUGCAAAGAGAUUUAGAACAAACACCUCAGAAACGAAGAAAAACUGAUGAUGGUAGUUCUUCUCAAAAAUCACAAGAUAUUAAUAAAGCUUUGAAAGGAGAUGCUAAACCAUUGAGACCUGGAGAUCCUGGUUGGGUUGGAAGAGCUAGAGUUCCUAGACCUUCUAAUAAAGAUUAUGUUAUAAGACCAGAUUGGAAAUCUGAUGUUGAUAUUAGUAGGAGUACUAAAAAACAAAUGAAUAGAUUUGAGAGACACAUGAAAAAUUAUAUAGAUAGUAAACGAAUAAAAGCAACUAGAAGAGCUGUGGAUAUAUCUAUUGAAGGCCGUAAAAUGUCAUUAUGACUUAAAAAUCUUUUAAUUAUUAUAAGAAAGGUGAUAUAUCCUGUGCAAUUAUGCACAGAUAUCAAUAAUUCUAAUAAAUUGUAACUUAAGAUUAUAAUCACAUACACAAUUGUGCUUAAUAAAAAUGUUCGAUACAUGUUCACUUUA